GAAUUCAAAAUUCAUAACAAGAGUUAAUUUACUAAUUUUUUUAUAUAAAAAAAAUUGGGUGAUUUGGCUGCUACCCAUUGUGCAUCUCUUAUAUUUUAUUAUUCAAUUUAAAACAUCACUCGAACAAAAUUUUUAGAGCCUUAGGUUGCUACUUUUUUUUGCGUUAAGCGCAAUUUAUCGUAUAAUAAGAUGGAGAAUCAUAACUGUAAAGAGUGAAGCAGACUACUCCUGAGGUGCAUCAGGAGUCCAAUAUACAUGUAAAGUAUUUUAUGUGCUUCGCUCACAGUAUGGGGUAAUUUAUUGGUUUCACUACUAUAUUAGGCGUGCUGUUUGGUACUGACAUUUUUAUGAUAUAGUUGAAAAAUGGAAAGUAAAGAACCAUACAGAGCCACAAGAUUGUGGAAUGAAGUCAUCUCGGCUUUUCAGUCAGGGAUGCCUGUAAAGAAACACAGACGUCGCAUGCAGACAUAUAAUAAUUGUUUUACAGCUUCAGAAGCUGUCACAUGGCUUCAUUGCUAUCUCAUGAAUAAUCCUAAUUUUGGUCCUGAAGUAACAAGACAACAAACAGUUAACUUGUUGCAGAAAUUUUUGAAAUGUCACGUGAUUGAGUGCAUUAUUGUGAGGUCUAAGAAUAAAGAGUUUAGUGAUGAUUCCCAUUUGUACAGAUUCUCUCCUAUAUCCCAGAUGUGUAAGCCUUCUGCUGUGUGUCUCAUACAAUCCCCAUCCUUUGGUUCAAGAGAUCGCAAAGUGGAAAAGGUAGAAAAAAGUACAAGAUCUCCACCUCUCAUCCAAAAAGAAAAUCUUCCUGAGUGCCAUUUUGUAGAAAGGAAACUUUCAGCUGAUGAAUUGAAAUUAGUAUGGAAAAAAGUAACUUUAUCCAGGAUAGAGAAGUUAUUCCCAUCGGUAUUGGACAAUCUUGAAGAGAAGGACAUAGAUGGUUUAAUUAUUAAGCAUAAUGUGUCACGACUGAGCAAAACUGGUGUAGUUUGUUUAGUUGAUAAAACAGAUGACAUACCUCACUGGGUUAUAUCUGCUAUGAAGUGCCUAGCAAACUGGCCAAAUGCUAGUGGAAGUGGAAGCUGUUUACCAAAUUAUCCUGGAUUUGAGAAAGAUGUUUUCAAAGUUGUUCGGGAUUUUUUUAUUAAUACUCAAGUUCCUCUGUUGACAGAAUCCCUAACCCCUCUUCUCCUUAAAGUUUUCUGUCAUUUCACUCAUCAUCAGUAUAUUGAUUUCAACAGUGCCAAAACUCAGUAUGUCACCUCUAUGCUUAAUACUAGCACUAAAUCACAUUUAUCAGCCUCAGAUAUCAAAACUUCAACUCCCCUCACUUUUGCUGAUCAAAACUCAAGAGUACAGGAAUAUGAUAGAGAAGCAACUAGUCACGGUAAAAUUCUCCUCGAUGAUCCUGAUUUAAUGUGGGAUUACCCUUCAACUGUUAUUUAUGAGACUGAUUUUGCAACAUCAAAUCCUAUUACUCGUGUAAUUGCCAGUGAUAAUUCAGGUACCAAUUCUGUUGGUAGUAUUGAAUCAGUAAGUACUAUCAGUGUCUGCAGUCAGAGUAACAGGCCAGAAGAUUUAUUAAGAUCUAAAGCACCUCUGAAAGCCUGGAGCUCAAAUUUGUAUUUGCAAGAUGAAAUAAAAGAACACAUAAGUCCUCGGAAAUAUUCUCAACUUGAAUUUCAGGAUAGCCAUUCACUUGACCAUUUUUCUUCUGGUUCUAAUGUUUAUUUAUGUGAAAUAAAUGAUUUAGAUACUUCAAAUUUGAGUGCAAAAACUGUCAUUGAAGUAGAACAAGACAAUUGGAGUGAUUCAUCGAAGCGGUGCAAUAAACAAGGAUUAUAUUAUUCAUCCAGUGCCAUAUGUGCUGAAAAUUCAUCUAGUCGAAUAAAUCAAACACCCCAAAGAACCAUUAAUCAAAGCAUUGAAAAAGCAAAGGAAUAUUGUGAAGAAUUGAAGCUGUCAUUUCAGUUGAUUCUUUUACUUUUACCAUCUGUAAAUCGAAGGCAGCUCCAUUUAUUGAUGAGACUUAUAAAUAAAGUUUUGAAGAAUGGAAAAUUUGUCCUAGAUGUGCAAACAUCAAUGCGACAUUAUCUGUUAGAAACAUUUUUACCUGCUAUUGUGCAGUCUGAUCAAAACCGUUUACUUCUGCUUGAAGUAACAGCCUUCCUUGUUGAUAAUUGUGAAUUUUUAUUCCAAAUUCCAAAAGGCUUGAAACAAGAAGUGGAAGAUCUUUCACGGUCAUGUUUUGGAAGAAUUAAAUAUUCUGUGGAUGAUACCUGUUUACUUACUUAUUGUGAAAUGGUUUCAAAACAGCAGUAUGAAGAACAAAGGGUUUCUGUUUCUCAAGAAGCACUGAAAGGCCUCUUAAAUAGUAUUCUACAUGAUCAAAAUAUUACAGAAAAGGAGAGGAAAAGAAAAAUGAAACAGUUUAAAGAAAAUCAUCCAGAUGUAUAUUAUCUCCAAUUUUCAAAGGAAGAUGCAGCACCUAAGCCUAAGCAAACAUUACUGGACAAGCUUGCAAAGUUAAGAAUAUAAAGCUCAAUGGGAUGGAAAAUGUACUUUAAAAACAUGAAAGGAAAAAAUGGCAAAAUUGGCAUUGAAGAAUUUUAAUUGCAAAUCAUAUUUGAGUAUAAUUAAGUAAUAAAAAUGUUGACCAAAUUUUUUAAUGUUUCAUUAAAGAAAUGUAUACCUGUUUAAAACAUUUCUAAAAAUAGAAUACUAAAAAAAUAAUGUUCAUUUGUGAAUAAUGAGGAUAAUUUGCAAGAUCAUAUACCAACAUCAUAACUUUUGAAAUUUUUUAUAUAAUAGACUAAGAAACUUUGAGUAUUUUUUUUAUAUUAUGUUAAAUGACAUGCAUAUACUUGUGCCAUAGAUAGAUAUUUCAUAUAUCCCCCCAUUAUUUAUUCUAAAUCAUAUUCUUCAUAAUUAAAUAUAUAUAAAGUUUCUUUUAGAUUAAUAUAUGGCAGGAAAAAAAGAUAUUCUUGAUUAUUAACACCUUUAAUUGUUGAUGCCCAGAAAGUUGAAAAUGAUAGGUUUGCUUUUGGAAGGAUACAUAUGUUUCUUGCAAAUUUUAUUAGAUUAGAUUAUUUAAAAAUUCAUUAAUUAAAUAAAUAAUUUGCUGAAAAUGUUUCGUUUUGCUUACAAAAGUUCUAUAUGAUAUGCACUGUUUUAUUUAUUAUUAAGAUUUGUAUUUUGCACUCAUGUUAAUUAAAGAAUACAUUUUUCCGCCUUUAAUAUGUUUGUGUUUAACAUUAAGUACAAUUGUAUAUAUAAAUGUAAUAGCUAUUCUUCUGGUAGAUUUUUGGUAUUGAUUACAAAGGUUUUUUUUUUAGCAUUUUUUUAAAACUUGUUUGGUGCUGUUUUAUUGUGAAUUAUUUUGAUGUAUAAAACAUAUUUUAUUCUGUAUUACAUAAAAUCAAAGUUUUAGUUUGUUUAUUUUUCAUAAAUGUAAGUUUUAUUUUAGUGAACUAGUCGUAAUUUAUGAUCUUUUUUUACAAAGUGUAUCUCUAUAUUCAAAUAUAAACAAGUAUGUUUUACAGAAGUUAGUUUUUUUGUUUUUUAACAUUUGUUUAUAAAUAUCGAAUAUACAGUAAAAGCAACAUUAAGAAUUGUUGCAAAUUAUAUAUUUAUUUAACACUUUCUAAUGAAUAAUUUGA
This is a messenger RNA of Argiope bruennichi, 3656 nucleotides long. Its product is annotated as DEP domain-containing protein 1B-like. The record is from RefSeq and is a predicted model, not a curated record. Lineage: Eukaryota; Metazoa; Arthropoda; Arachnida; Araneae; Araneidae. The transcript is spliced from 15 exons. Gene Ontology annotation, biological process: intracellular signal transduction. Bases 364 to 2535 code for a protein of 723 amino acids.